CAUGAUACUGUAUUAUUGAACAAUUUUAAACAGGAGUACUUUUGUAUUCAAUUCAAUAUCGACUGUCUCUCUACCCAUAGCCCAUUUUCUUACAAAGUGGCGUGACCCCAAAAUUUUUCAUAUUCGGUGGCUCCAUUUCUCUGUAAUCCCUCUUUCUCUCUCUAAAACAUUCUGUACUCUCUCUCCUCAACUGCUGCCAUGUCUUUCAGAGGAGGGGCAAAUGCGUUAUCUGGCAUGGGCGUUGCUGAUCACAGCAAAAGCACAUACAUGGAAUUGCAAAGGAAGAAGGCAUAUCGCUAUGUGAUCUUUAAGAUUGAUGAGAAGAAAAAGGAAGUCAUUGUUGAAAAGACUGGCAGUCCAGCCGAGGGUUAUGAUGAUUUCACUGCAUCGUUGCCUGAGAAUGAUUGCCGAUAUGCAGUUUAUGACUUUGAUUAUGUGACUUCUGAGAACUGCCAAAAAAGCAAGAUCUUUUUUAUAGCAUGGUCUCCUUCUGUCUCUCAGAUUCGUGCCAAGAUGCUUUAUGCCACCUCCAAGGAAAGGUUCAGGAGGGAGCUGCAAGGUAUACAUUAUGAGAUUCAGGCCACCGACCCAACUGAGAUGGACCUUGACGUGAUCAAAGAGCGUGCUAAUUAAAUGCUCUUGCCUUGUGCAACGUUAACUUGUCUUUGGCAAAAGUUCGAUACUUUAGUAUCAAGAUUAACAAAUAUGUCAUCUAUUAAGUAGUGUUUAAGCAAUACUUGUUUCCGACACACAUGUAUGGCAUAAUCAUGUAUAAAUAAAUACGACACUGGGAAGCCUGAUUUAGGAAUUCCAACAUAUAUCCCAGAUUGUGGGGAUUAUGCAAUUCGUGAUUCUCAUGAUGCUUCCCUGAUGAAAAACGUAUUCGAUUAUGGAUCUUAACAGUUUUUUUUCUUUUCUCAA
Messenger RNA from Olea europaea var. sylvestris, 921 nucleotides. Its product is annotated as actin-depolymerizing factor-like. The transcript has 3 exons. Gene Ontology annotation, cellular component: cytoplasm; actin cytoskeleton. NCBI's taxonomy places the organism in Eukaryota, Viridiplantae, Streptophyta, Magnoliopsida, Lamiales, Oleaceae. Gene Ontology annotation, biological process: actin filament depolymerization. The record is from RefSeq and is a predicted model, not a curated record. Gene Ontology annotation, molecular function: actin filament binding. Bases 199 to 633 code for a protein of 144 amino acids.